CUGGGCCCCGCGUCUCUCCCCAUGGCCGGGCGGCUCGUGCUGUGGCUGCUGCUCGGGCUGGGCCCGGCGGGCGGCGCCCACAUCAAGAAGGCGGAGGCGGAGGCGGAGGCCCCGCGCUACCUGCACGCGGCCGAGCUGGGCGCGGCGCUGCGCGCGCUGGCCGAGGGGGCCCCGCCGGGCCUGGCCCGGCUCUUCAGCAUCGGGCAGUCGGUGGAGGGGCGGCCGCUGUGGGUGCUGCGCCUGACGGCGGGGCUGGAGCCGGGGGCGGGCCCGGGCGGGGCCCCGAUCCCCGGCCGCCCGCAGGUCAAGCUGGUGGGGAACAUGCACGGCGACGAGCCGCUGGGCCGGCCGCUGCUGCUGCGCCUGGCCCGGGAGCUGCUGUCCGCCUGGGCCCGCGGGGACGCCCGCGCCGGCCGCCUGCUCAACGCCACCGACCUCUACCUGCUGCCCAGCCUCAACCCCGACGGCUUCGAGCGGGCCCGCGAGGGCGACUGCGGCGGCUCGGCCCCGGGCGGCCGCGAGAACAGCCGCGGCAAGGACCUGAACCGCAGCUUCCCCGACCAGUUCGGGGCGGCCCAGCCCGACCUGGGGCCCGUGCCCGAGGUGCGGGCCCUGAUCGCCUGGAUGCAGCGCAACAAUUUUGUGCUCUCUGGGAACUUGCACGGGGGCUCUGUGGUUGCGAGCUAUCCCUAUGAUGACUCUCCUAUGCACGAGCCCAGUGGAAUCUAUAGCAAAUCAGCUGAUGAUGAAGUGUUUAAAUACUUGGCAAAAGCCUACGCUUCGAACCACCCGAUAAUGAAAACUGGCACCCCAAACUGCCCGGGGGAGCAGUUUGAGACAUUCAAGGAUGGCAUCACUAAUGGAGCUCAUUGGUAUGACGUCGAAGGGGGGAUGCAGGAUUACAACUACGUUUGGGCCAACUGCUUUGAGAUCACCUUGGAGCUGUCCUGCUGCAAGUACCCAAUGGCGUCCCAGCUUCAGCAGGAAUGGGAGAAUAACCGGGAAUCUCUCCUCACCUUCAUUGAGAAGGUCCACAUGGGAGUAAAAGGGUUUGUCAGGGAUUCGGUCACGGGGUCUGGCCUGGCAAACGCGACCAUUGCUGUUGCUGGCAUCGAUCAUAACAUCACAGCGGGCAGAUUUGGUGACUACCACAGACUACUCGUGCCUGGAACCUAUAACAUCACAGCAGCUGUCAUGGGUUAUGUGCCAAUGACUGUAGAGAACAUUGAGGUGAAAGAAGGGGCUGCAACUGGGGUAGACUUCUCCCUGCAACCUGCUGUCCUGGUACCUGUUCCUGACCCUACGCCGGCUGCCGCCACUCCUUCCCCAGGCUCUGCUAUUAAUGCCACUGCCACAGCGAGGGCAGCAAGCCCGACUUCUCUCCACCAGCCGCUCCAGCCUGAGGACUUUCGCCACCACCACUUCCCUGACAUGGAGAUCUUCCUGCGGCGGUACGCCAGCGAGUACACCAACAUCACCCGCCUCUACUCGGUGGGCAAGUCAGUGGAACAAAGGGAGCUGUACGUGAUGGAGAUAUCGGACAACCCAGGCAUCCACGAACCAGGUGAACCAGAGUUCAAGUACAUUGGGAAUAUGCAUGGGAAUGAAGUAAUAGGCCGCGAACUGCUUCUGAAUCUCAUCGAUUAUCUCUGCAAGAACUUUGGAACGGAUCCUGAAGUAACAGAGUUGGUCCUUAACACCCGAAUCCAUAUCAUGCCCUCUAUGAACCCUGAUGGCUAUGAAAAAUCCCAAGAAGGAGACAGAAGCAGCACAGUUGGCAGAAACAAUAGUAACAACUAUGACCUGAACCGAAACUUCCCAGACCAGUUCCUCCCAACGACCGACCCGCUGCAGCCAGAGACUCUCGCUGUCAUGAACUGGCUCAGGGCCUUUCCGUUCGUACUCUCGGCAAACUUGCAUGGAGGUUCUUUAGUGGUUAAUUACCCCUUUGAUGAUGAUGAGAAAGGAAUAGCCAUCUACAGUAAAUCACCGGAUGAUGGUGUGUUUCAGCAGCUUGCACUUUCUUAUUCCAAGGAAAAUACUCAGAUGUACCAGGGCAGCCCUUGUAAGGACAUGUACCCCAAUGAGUAUUUCCCCCAUGGCAUCACUAAUGGGGCUCACUGGUAUAAUGUUCAAGGUGGGAUGCAAGAUUGGAACUACUUAAAUACAAACUGUUUUGAAGUGACCAUUGAGUUAGGCUGUGUGAAAUACCCAAAUGCUGAAGACUUGCCAAAAUACUGGGAGGAGAACCACCGAUCUCUGCUCCAGUUCAUAAAACAGGUUCACCAGGGUGUCAAGGGAUUUGUGCUGGACGCCACAUCCAGAAGGGGCAUCUCAAAUGCUACUAUUAGUGUUGCUGACAUCGACCACCCUGUCACCUCUUACAAGGCUGGAGACUACUGGCGCCUGUUGGUUCCGGGGUCGUACAAAAUCACAGCCUCUGCCCGAGGGUACAACCCGCUCACCAGGACUGUGACUGUCGGGGACAGAGGCGCGGUGCAAGUCAACUUCACUCUUUCACGAACAGAUUCCAAAGUUGAGGAGGGAAAGAUCCCGGUCCUCACCAAUGAAGACACUAGUGAUCCCUCUACCAAGGAGUUUGAGACCCUGAUCAAAGACCUCUCUGCUGAGAACGGGUUGGAACUCCUCGUGCUAACCCCUUCCAUGGACGUUUCUCCCUACCGCUACCGUCCAUACAAAGACCUGUCUGACUUUCUUAGAGCCCUCCACUUGAACUACCCUCAGAUCACAAAUCUCACUAACUUGGGUCAUAGCGUUGAGUACCGUCAAAUGUGGUCCCUCGAAAUAUCCAACAAACCCAACCAGUCUGAACCCGAGGAGCCCAAGAUCCGCUUUGUUGCUGGUAUCCAUGGAAAUGCUCCUGUUGGCACAGAACUGCUCCUGGCGUUGGCAGAGUUCCUUUGUGUGAACUACAAAAAGAAUGCAGCCAUCACCAAGCUGAUUGACAGGACAAGAAUUGUGAUUGUGCCGUCCCUAAAUCCAGACGGGCGUGAGACCGCUCAGGAGAGAGACUGCAUAUCCAAGACUGGCCAAACCAAUGCUCAUGGCAAAGAUCUGGACACAGACUUCACAAGCAAUUUCUCCUCCUACUCUGGGAUAGGAGAGCCGGAGACCAAAGCAAUCAUUGAGAACUUGAUCCUGAAGCGAGAUUUCAGCCUCUCUGUUGCACUGGAUGGUGGAUCUCUGCUUGUAACUUACCCAUAUGAUAAACCUGUGCAGACAGUGGAAAAUAAAGAGACUCUGAGACAUUUGGCAACUCUGUAUGCAAACAACCAUCCGUCAAUGCAUCUAGGUCAGCCAGGGUGUAAAAAUGAGUCAGAUAACAUUCCAGGAGGGGUCAUCCGGGGGGCAGAAUGGCACAGUCACCUGGGCAGUAUGAAGGAUUUCAGUGUCACUUUUGGCCAUUGCCCUGAGAUCACAGUGUAUACCAGCUGCUGCUACUUCCCAGGUGCUGCACAGCUCCCUAAUCUGUGGACAGAGAAUAAGAAGUCUCUCCUUAGCAUGCUUGUGGAGGUUCAUAAGGGAGUCCAUGGAUUUGUCCAAGACAAGAGUGGCAAGCCAGUGUCUAAGGCAGUCAUUGUACUCAAUGAAGGUGUGAGAGUGUACACAAAGGAAGGUGGCUAUUUCCAUGUGCUGUUGGCUCCGGGGUUACAUAACAUCAGUGCCACGGCUGAAGGAUAUCAGCAGAAGCAUGUCUUGGUGCAGGUACGCCAUGAUGCCGCCAGCUCCGUGGUGAUCGUGUUUGACAUGGAUAACAGGAUAUUUGGCCUUUCAAGGGAGCUCGUGGUGACUGUAGCAGGUGCCACCAUGUCAGCUUUGGUCCUCACAGCCUGCAUCAUUUGGUGCGUCUGCUCCAUCAAGUCCAACAGGCACAAGGAUGGUUUCCAUCGCCUACGGCAGCACAAUGACGACUACGAGGACGAGAUCCGCAUGAUGUCCACCGGCUCUAAGAAAUCCCUCCUGAGCCACGAAUUCCAGGAUGAGACAGACACUGAAGAAGAAACAUUGUACUCUAGCAAACACUGAGACACCAAGUGGAAAGGAAAGCUCCCUAUGGACAAGCCCUACAAUGGGGGCUGCUCUUAUGCUUCAGAGAUCUGGAACGUUAGCUUGCAGAAUAUGUAAGCUCCAGGGACGUGGGUGGCAGUUCUCAACCUCCUGUGUGUUUUUUUGCUCCAUUCCUACUUAUGCACUUGUCAGCUGAUGUCAGAGGCUGUGAACACUGUCAUGUUUCUAGGUCAGGGGUUGGAGUUCCAUAUAAUGGAAACACGUGGAAGGCAACUUAUUAGUGUGUUCUGGCAUCAAGACUUGCUAGCAGUUUUCUCGACGGUCCAGCCUGGCGCAGGGAAAGUGGAGUAAUUACCAAAUGCCUGGUGGGGUCCAUUGUUCUAAGCUUUAAAGCCAUUAUUUAUCUUUA
This is a messenger RNA of Gopherus flavomarginatus (Mexican gopher tortoise), 4438 nucleotides long. RefSeq names its product carboxypeptidase D (gene CPD). Lineage: Eukaryota; Metazoa; Chordata; Testudines; Testudinidae. Gene Ontology annotation, biological process: proteolysis. The record is from RefSeq and is a predicted model, not a curated record. Gene Ontology annotation, molecular function: metallocarboxypeptidase activity; zinc ion binding. The coding region runs from base 22 to 4047 and encodes 1341 amino acids. The transcript has 21 exons.